GACUACGUGCCGACAGACAUGAGCGAUCCCUGUUGAAGUAAAGAAGGAGGUCUCCUGAGCCAUUCAAGCACUGACAGACGGCUGAGGGAGCCUGUUAAGGUAAAGAUGCUCACGAGAAGCUUGUUCCUGGCCUUCUUCUUCGUUAUUUUUGCGCCGGUGGACGCUCAGUAUGAGAAGUACAGCUUUAAAAGUUUCCCUCAGAAGGACAUCAUGCCGCUGGAAUCCGCGUACAACUACGCGAUGGAGCAAUACGGAGCGCAAAACUGGGCAGAAAGCAUCAAGUUCCUGGAACUGAGCCUGCGGCUCCACCGGCUCCUCCGGGACAGCGAGGCUUUCUGCAGCAGCAACUGCAGCUCCGUCAGCCGGGACAACGACACCCUGUUCGAGGAUAGCAGCCUCCGCGUCAUGCGCCACAUCCUGCUGAGAGCUGCUUGCCUUAAAAAGUGCAAGGCAGAUUUUCCAGUGUUUAAGCUCACAUAUCCACGGAGAGAUUUACUGGAAACUUUCGAGAAAAGGAUACCGUAUCGUUACAUACAGUAUGCAUACUUCCAGCUUAACAACCUGGAGAAGGCAGUGGCUGCAACUCACACUUUCCUGAAGAAGAACCCAGAUGAUGUCCUCUUAACAAAGAACAUGAACUACUACAAGACACUGUUUGACGUGGAGGAAUAUCUCAUUGAUCACGAGGAGCAGCCAUAUGAAAGUGUUUUCUUGAAAAGUGUGACGCUCUACAACAACGGAGACUUCAGCAACAGUGCUAGAAACAUGGAGCAGGCCAUCACACAGUACUUUGAAGUAUACAACCUCUGUUUAGCUGGCUGCGACAGCUCAUAUGAGAUUGUGGAGUUCAAAGAUUUCUAUCCCAGCAUGGCGGAUCUCUAUAUAAAUGCUCUGAAAUGUAAAGUUAAAUGUGAGGAGAACCUGACACCCAGCGUUGGAGGCUUCUUUGUGGAGAAGUUUGUAGCUACUAUGUAUCACUACCUCCAGUUUUCUUAUUAUAAAUUGAAUGAUGUAAAGAACGCUGCUCCGUGUGCAGCUAGUUACAUGCUGUUCGACCCCAAAGACCAGGUGAUGCAGCAAAAUGUGGCGUAUUAUCGCUUCUACCGGGAGCAGUGGGGCCUCAAUGAUAAUGAUUUUGAACCUCGGCCUGAGGCACUGAGGUACUUUAACCAGACGACCAAACAGAAAGAAAUGCUGGAGUUUGCUCUGAGCUACCUGCAAACAGAAGAUGAGGAAGUUGUAAGUCCAGAAGAAAUGACCACCUCUCGCUCAGAGCAUCCUGACACUGCGUUUGAGGGUAUGGGGGAUUAUGAGGAGUCCCUCCUGGCUGAUUGGUGGCAGGAACCCAAAACUAAGUGGGACACUGGAGAAGUCAUAGACUGACAUCUGUCUUUAUCUUCGAGCAGAACACUUUCACGUCCAACUCUGUCCCACCUCCCAUGAAAACAUGCCCAAAAAAUGCUGAACCAUCUACAGACAAACAUCUAGAUUCCUAUCAGUAUUAUGCAAAAAAACAAAAACACAGAGCCCCCCUAGUGAUUGAUUGUGGGGAUUUCUUUUUUUCUGUUCUUUUGACAAGAUUAAAAUUCACAGCCUUGUUAGUGCAUGCACAGCCAUGAGUAAAUGACGUUUGUGAGGUGAGAACAAAUCUUAAAUAUGCACGGUAACAAAAUAGAAAGCUACUUUUGUUAUCAGGGAAAAAUCAGGAAUAUAUUUGGAAAAAAUUUAUUCCUAACAUCAACAAAAGAGCACUGCACAGGCUAAAAAUAUCUUUCUAUCAACAGCGUGUUUGUUGAUGUUUUUGAGUGAUUAUGGAUGCUUCAGUAUACUUGUGCUGACUGCUGCAGGUUUGUAAAAGCUGUUUAUGCACUAUGGAUUUUUGUACUUUGUUAUGUGAGCGUUUUCUCUCCCCCUAAUCUCCCAGAGUGAGAAGCACCCUGCGUGUUUAGGGACCUCUUACUGCAGGAUAUCAAAUUUCAUCCAAGUUACAUUAACUCAACCCAUGCUUCUUGUCACGGUUUAUCUUACCAGGGGGCUCUGUUUUUAUUUGAACUUAGUUGGUUAUUAAAUGGACACAAUUACCCAUCAUAAUGAUCAGUAUCAAAGACUAAUCAAUCAUUGGCCUCAAUGCUGAUAUUUGUCAAUGACUUUUCUACAGUUUUUAUUUACUGUUAUUUAAUGAAAGCUGUGAGGUGCGAUAGAAAAAGGCUGACAUGGUCCUUUUAUGUUGUUAUUUGUCAUCCACCAAUAAGAUAUUGGUAAUAAGACGCUUUUAAUUAAAAUAAUUUAAUGUUGUCUUUUUGUUUGGAAUCAUACAUUUUUAAAAAACAACUACUUUAAUAAGCUCAAAUAUACUUGCAUUGCAUAUUUUUACAUGGAAUUUACCCUAUAAAAAGGCAGUUAAUCUUAUUUAUUAGCAAGGAGGACCCAAACCACAAAAGCAAAUGAAAAAUGUCUAAUUGAAGAUCUGUGGCGACUCUGGGGACAACAGCGGGGCACGAAAGCAAGAUGUGUGGGGCAUUUUUAGAUGUACAACAGGAAGGCAAGUGUUUGGGAUGUAGUUGUGCUCAUGAACCUGAGAUAAAUAAUCACCACUUAGCACAAAGCUCUUGCUGCAUGGUUCACCCACUUUGCCCUCCAUGUAGAGUAAUGUGCAAAAGUCUCGAGCCACCCCUCAUUUAUUGAGUUUGUGUUAGUAAAAUGGGAAAGAGGAGCAAUUUAUUUAAACAUGCAAAGGAAAAAUAAAUGGAGUGUAAAAACAUAUUUUCUAUAUGAUCAUGGUUUUCUUCAGUACAGCCUGAACUUUCUUUUAAUUUCUUUAAGUAGUUUUCAGAAAUAGUUCUCCAAGGACAUUCAAAGCUCUUCUUUGGAACUUUGAAACCGUUAUGCACCAGGCAUGAGGAGCCUGGUGCAUAAAUGGUAGUUUCCUACUCUGUGUUUUUUCUAUUCAGGUAGGCUACAUUGGCAGUGUGUUUGGGAUCUUUGUUAAACAAUUAAGCUCUUUCCAGAUGGUAUUAAAUGA
This is a messenger RNA of Pelmatolapia mariae (spotted tilapia), 3022 nucleotides long. RefSeq names its product prolyl 3-hydroxylase family member 4 (inactive) (gene p3h4). Gene Ontology annotation, molecular function: collagen binding; protein binding. NCBI's taxonomy places the organism in Eukaryota, Metazoa, Chordata, Actinopteri, Cichliformes, Cichlidae. Gene Ontology annotation, cellular component: endoplasmic reticulum. The record is from RefSeq and is a predicted model, not a curated record. The coding region runs from base 106 to 1383 and encodes 425 amino acids. Gene Ontology annotation, biological process: collagen fibril organization; peptidyl-lysine hydroxylation. The transcript has 7 exons.